Hippocampus comes (tiger tail seahorse) is the source of this 1826-nucleotide messenger RNA. It is a transcript of the gene loxa, whose product is annotated as lysyl oxidase a. The coding region runs from base 158 to 1387 and encodes 409 amino acids. The transcript has 7 exons. Gene Ontology annotation, biological process: collagen fibril organization; peptidyl-lysine oxidation. NCBI's taxonomy places the organism in Eukaryota, Metazoa, Chordata, Actinopteri, Syngnathiformes, Syngnathidae. Gene Ontology annotation, molecular function: copper ion binding; protein-lysine 6-oxidase activity. The record is from RefSeq and is a predicted model, not a curated record.
AUCUCUAAGUGCAUGUGCAGGCUGCAGGAGUGGAGAGAUGUGACUUUCACACUUUCCCUCGCUUAGUGCGUGCUCUCCGGGUCUCAGUUUCGCAAGUGACAUGUUGGAUUUGUAAAUUAAAACGAAGACAAGUGCCAUCGUCGCGAGUGAGUCCAACAUGGGAUUACGCAUUGGCAUGCCGCUUUACGCAUUCGCGUGCGUCUAUUUAUUUGUGUUGACCCUUCGAGGUGCGCGUUGCCAGAGGCACCCGGCGUCCCCCCAAGGGAAUAACCCCGGAGCCGCUCCCAGGCAGACACUACAGUGGUCUCACAACGGCAACAUUUUCAGCAUUUUAAGCCACGGCGCCGAGUACCAACCGGCGAGGCGUCGAGGCGCACCGCAGGAGCAAGUGCAGCGCAGACCGAUCACCAUCAUCAGCGACGCCAAGCAGCGGGCGCCGGACACCCCGCAGCAGCUCCACGCUGCCCGACCGGGCUCCGAGGCGCUUCCGCCUGCGCGCCAGCGACUGGUAAGAGGCAGGCAGCACCAACAGGUCCAGGUCCCGGUCCAGGACCACCCGAGCGAGCGGAGUAACGGCACUCAGGCCAAGGUGACCGUGAGCCCUCCUCAGCCCAGGAGGGAGGAUGUGAUGGUCGCUGACGACCCCUACGACCCCUCCAAGUCCUACGAUAUGGACCCCGACAACCCUUAUUACAAUCACUACGACGUGUACGAGAGACCCAGGUCCAGAUCGUCCAGACCGGGAUAUGGCACAAGGUACCAUCAGUACGGUCUUCCAGACCUGGUGCUUGACCCAUACUACAUUCAGACCGCUGCUUACGUGCAGAGCACCCCCAUGUACAACCUCAGAUGCGCAUCUGAGGAGAACUGUUUGUCAAGCACGGCCUACUUGGCCCGAGACUAUGACACCCGAAUGCUGCUGCGCUUCCCCCAGAGAGUCAAGAACCAGGGCACGGCUGACUUCCGGCCCAGCAGGCCGCGCUACUCCUGGGAAUGGCACAGUUGUCACCAGCACUUUCACAGCAUGGAUGAGUUCAGUCGCUACGAGCUGCUGGACUCCACCACGCACCGUUCGGUCGCCGAGGGCCACAAAGUCAGCUUCUGCCUGGAAGACACGUCCUGCGACUACGGCUACUACAGGCGCUACGCUUGUACCUCACACACUCAGGGCCUGAGUCCUGGAUGUUACGACACCUACAAUGCAGACAUCGACUGCCAGUGGAUUGACAUCACGGACGUGAAACCGGGGAAUUAUGUUCUCAAGGUCAGCGUGAAUCCUUCCUAUCAGGUGCCAGAGGAAGACUACACCAACAACAUCGUGCGUUGUGAAGUCCGCUACACGGGCAACUACGCUUACCUGUCCGGUUGUCACCUGGCAACGUAUUAAUGGAGGAGAAUCGUUCACAGCAUCUCAAUUGUGAAGCUGACAUUGAGGAUGACUGCAUAUGAACAUCUUUACAACACAAGGAGUCCUUGUUUAACACCGUUUGAUACUCCUAGUUUAUAUAGUUUAGGUAUAAGUAGAAAUAUUUUUCAUUGCAUGCCACGUCCCUUCAGUAAUGGUUUUCUUAUUAUUUCAUAUUUUAUUAUUUACUUUUAAUCUUUCUUUUCUUCCCUGUGAAGUAUCAUAAUAAAAUCAUUAACAUCUAUAAAAAUGACAACUGAUUACAAAUAAUUCAAUUACUGUACAUGACUUAUUUUUAAUUUACGAUAAAAUUGUACAAGAUGUGUUGUUUUUUUAAUGGCAAAAUUUUGUCAUUACUAAUCUUAUUUGAAUAAAUGUUUGUGGUAAUGUAUCAUUUGCAAGAAAGAUCCAUUUGAAGUGA